Bursaphelenchus xylophilus (pine wood nematode) is the source of this 2350-nucleotide messenger RNA. NCBI's taxonomy places the organism in Eukaryota, Metazoa, Nematoda, Chromadorea, Rhabditida, Aphelenchoididae. The record is from the annotation of a GenBank genome assembly.
AUGACCGCUGAUCCAGCUACCGUGAAGAAGAUCGAAGAGGGCUUUGAGAAGCUGCAGGUCAGUCAGAUCUUACUCUUUGCCGUUUUUAUUGUAUUUCGAGUCCUUUUCGACCUGUUUUCUGAAAAUCGGACCAAUAAUUUUUUGAUGACCAGACUGAAAAAUUGAGUUUUUAUGGCAAAAUUGCCUGUGGCGAAAAAGAAAAAAAUCUGUAAAGUGUCAAUUAAGGCUCCUUUUUGUUAGAAAUAUAUAAAUUUUGCCUUUUUAAGACCAAAAAUUCCGAAAAAUAGCUAUUUUUUCUGGAAUUUUGAUAUCUAGUACACUAUAACUAAUUUGGGAAUGAGUUUUUUUUUAAAUGGUUCUCAUGAUCACUCCUCACCAAAACAAACCGAAAUUUUCAAUUUCUCGAAAGGAAAACUAAAAUUUUAACGAUUUUAUAUCAAAUCACCUAGUAUAAUAUAAUUUUUAGGCUGCUGCGGACUGCAAGUCCUUGCUGAAGAAGCACCUCACCAAGGAGGUGGUCCAGAAACUCAGGUCCAAGAAGACCAAGUUGGGCGCCACUUUGUUGGACGUCAUUCAAUCUGGAGUCGCGAAUUUGGAUUCGGGUGUUGGACUUUAUGCUCCGGAUGCCGAGGCCUACACUCUCUUCGCUCCAUUGUUUGAUCCCGUUAUUGAGGUGAGACUUCAAAGGGUUUUACUGCCGCAAUUGGCAAAGAAACUUUUGAUUUUGCUCAUUUCUCGUUUGGCGAGCUGCGCCCUGGCUUAAUGUGAUUUUUUAUCCCUCGUAUUUUAGGAAUACCACAAUGGAUUCAAGGCGACGGACAAGCAACCAGCGAUGGACCUGGGCGAGGACAAGAUUGCCGAGCUUCCCGAUUUGGACCCUGAGGGCAAAUACAUCAUCUCCACCCGAAUCCGCUGCGGCCGUUCCUUGGCCGGCUACCCAUUCAACCCGUGCUUGACGGAGACCAACUACAAGAAUAUGGAGGCCCGAAUGAAGUCGACCCUUGAAGGUAUCAAGGAUGAGGACUUGAAGGGGACUUAUUACCCGUUGACCGGAAUGACCAAGGAGGUGCAGGAUAAGCUGAUUGCUGAUCAUUUCUUGGUAUGUUUUUGGGGUGAGAUUGAGUUGGGAUGCCUCGUGGAGUGAUUGGGCACAUUUGGAGGUAUUUCCUAGCGGUUUUGAGAGAAUUCAGGUUUUCGUGGUGGGACUCAAAAAAUUCAAAAUUCUGCGGAAAAUGGGUGUACCAUUGAACUAAAGUUUUUUGAUGGUCGCAUAGGGCUUUUGGUGACAUUCAGACAGGCUUUAGGCGAAUUUAAGUGUAAUUGAAGUUUUCGUGGUGAGACCAAAAAUCGACAGAAAUAAGUUCGAAAAUAAAAAGUUGUAUUUGUACCCAAUUUUUUACUCAUUUUCUGAAAGAGCAAUCCGUAAUUUUUUUGAUUUUCCUCUGCUUUGGUCUACUACAAUAUCCCAAUUUCAGUUCAAAGAAGGAGAUCGUUUCCUCCAGGCCGCCAACGCUUCCCGCUUUUGGCCCACUGGUCGUGGAAUUUUCCACAACGAAAAGAAGACCUUUUUGGUGUGGGUGAAUGAAGAGGACCAUCUCCGAAUCAUCUCCAUGCAGCCCGGAGGCAAUGUCGGCCAAGUGCUGGAGCGUCUGAUCAAGGGACUCAAGAUCAUUGCGGCCAAGCAGCCGUUCGCCCGUCAUCCCCGUCUUGGUUGGCUGACUUUCUGCCCAACCAAUUUGGGCACCACGGUGAGGGCUUCGGUCCACGUCAAGUUGCCCAAAAUCUCGGCCGAUAAGGACAAGUUCAAGGCCACUUGCGAUGAAUUGAAACUUCAGGUGAGUGGGGAGGGAGGAACUUUAUUUAUUUUUUAAUAUUCGAUCAUCAUUUUCACCGUGCGAAUUUUUUUUGCACGGUGCAAAAUCAAUUUUUGAUUGCACUGUGCGAUCGAAAAUUUUGCCGGAUUGCACUGUGCAGAUUCAAAAUUCUUUUAUUGCACUGUGCGGUCGAAAAUUUUUUUCCUGACUGCACUGUGCGGUAGAAAAAUUCUUCUUGACUGCACUGUGCAGAUUCGAAAAAUUUUUUUAUUGCACGGUGCGACUCCCAAAAUUUUUUGUUGCACGGUGCGAUUCCCAAAAUUUUUGACUGCACUGUGCAAAAAAUUAAAAAUUUAGAUUUUGCUUUUAUUCAAUUUUUUCAGAUUCGCGGCAUCCACGGUGAGCACUCGGAGUCGGCGGAGGGAAUCUACGACAUCUCGAACAAGCAGCGUCUCGGCCUCACCGAAUAUCAGGCCGUCCGUCAGAUGUACGAUGGGGUCAAGAAACUCAUCGAACUCGAAGCUGCGGCUGCAUAG